AUGUGGUGGUUCAUAUUAUGUGCCGCCUUUGUGUGCUUGCACAGGGAAGCUGCUGGCUCACUCGCCGACCAAAUGGCAGAAACGACGCAGCUGUGCUGCAACCAGGGUACUGCGUAUGGUAGAAAUCACACCUCCGAAGACUGUUCUUCGUCAGUGCCACCUGACGUCCCGUCAGUUUUCAGUUCAUUGUGUAUUUUCGCGAUGGAUCAGUGCUGCAAGGAAUAUUUUCAAAAAAAACGUGACUGUGAAAGCGGAAUUGACUUGGCAACAAGCGCAAAAACUUGCAGUAGGACUAAGGAUUCAACGAAGAAAUGUUGCGACGAGUGCACGAAGGGUGCUGCUGCAGGUGUUGCAAGAGGUGCCAGUGUCUGUGUAGCGAAUGUUCGAGGCAACAGCGCAGAGCAGCUGUUGGCAGGAGACGCUUUCAACCAAUGCUGUAAGCAAUCGGCAAAGCAAGCAGGAGACACUGAAUCAGCGGCGCAUCGACCAGGCAACGGUAUUGUCACGAGAAAACCUUUAGAGGAUGAACUCACAUCAGUCUGCGAUGACUUCGCUCCGAACGAGCUUUGCGCCCAUCACUGUAUACCCAUACCGGGAUCAUACAAAUGCGAGUGUAAUCCCGGAUUUAUGCUAAUGUCCGACGGAAGGAAUUGUAUGGAGGUUACAAAGAAUAGAUGCAAACCGCAUAACCCUUGCCAGCAUAAAUGCAACGACAACGGCAUUGCAGUUAAAUGUUCCUGUCGAAGAGGCUAUCAGCUUAUGACUGAUGGCAAAUCUUGUGAAGAUAUCGACGAAUGCAUACUGGAUCCGCCUGUAUGUCUUCCAAACACUCAAUGCGUCAAUAUACAUGGAUCCUAUAAAUGUAUACCUAUGAAGAAGAUUAGCAGCGUCGAGAAGGGUCAGUGCCCUCCGGGAUUUGCGAAGAACUUACAAAAUAAUGCUUGUGAUGAUAUAAAUGAAUGCAAACUACCUCAACCACCUUGCCCCUCGUAUUUAUGCGAGAACACAAUCGGUGCUUACAAGUGCGGAGGUAUAACGGGCGAUCCAGCGAACUUGCCGAAGCAGGUGCGUCCUCCAACUGAGGAUCGUUGCCCCCCAGGAUUUACUAGUGGCGAAAAUGAGGAGUGCGAAGACGUGGAUGAAUGCGCCACACACAAAGACGACUGUAAUGCUCUCUCUCAAUUCUGCAUCAAUACAAGAGGUUCCUUUUACUGUCAAGAUAAGGUUUCCAAGCACUGCCCUCCAGGUUUUAAAAUUAACCCAGACACCAAUAAGUGUGAAGAUAUCAACGAGUGCGAGGAGGAAGAGAGAAUUUGCAAAUCGAAUCAAGUAUGUGUCAAUUUACCCGGAGAGUACAGUUGCAGACAAAUAAGGGAGUCACUGAGUAACAAGCCAAAUAGAAAAUGUUCAGAUGGACUGCGAUUAAACAGCGAAAGCCUUAGUUGUGAAGACAUAGACGAGUGUGUGGAAGGCACGCACAUCUGUGACCAGUAUCAGAACUGCUUUAACACAUACGGCAGUCACGAGUGUCAAUGCAAAGUGGGAUUUGAACUUGAUUCUACUACCGGAGCUUGCGUUGAUAUAAAUGAGUGCGCAACCGAUCAAAAUGAUUGUAUAGCCGAGUCCCAGCGUUGUGACAACACAGUGGGCUCGUAUCUAUGCAUCAGAUUUAUAUCUUGUGGCACGGGGUAUAUUCUUCAUCAUUCCUCCAGCAAAUGUGAAGAUAUUGAUGAAUGCGCAUUGGGAACACAUAACUGUGCACGCGCUGGGCCGGAUUACCAGUGCCAUAAUAUACCAGGCUCCUUCCGCUGCGUAAGGCGCAAGACCACUACGACGACGGCUGUACCGGAAUAUGAAUACGAAUAUUAUGAUUCAGAGGAGGAGGUAGCCGAAGGCAUUGUGACCAGUUCACAAUCGGUUCCUCAUCCUGAAACUACACCAGAACAGGUUGCAACUACAACUACGACAAUUAAACCUACAACAACUAGUGAAACCCCCAAACCUACAACUAGUCAAAAACCAUUAAUAAUACCUACUACAGUACAGCAAAAAGAAGGAACAGAAAAAAAUAAUGAAUUAUCAACAGAGCUGAUACCCGACGAUAGUCUUUACAAUAAUAGUAUUUAUGCAAUUUACCAAAAUAAACCAGAACCAGCAUUUCCAGAACCUACACUGCCACCAGAUAUAAAUAAAGAAACAACAUUAUCAGAAAAUCACAAGGAUUUCUUAAAUCCAACAAUUUUAGAACCCAGCAUCAGUAUUGAUAUAUCAACAGAGCGGACAAAGUCAAGAGAAACUAAUGUUCUAAUGACUACAGAAUCUUCAAAACCUACUGAAUCAGAUCUAUACGAGAUAUCGUAUAUUCCUGAUGAUGAAAGACCAGCAAUCCCAAAUAUUAUCCAUAGCAAUACACAGCCCGGGCCAGCAUAUGACGUUUACCCUUACAAUCAGAAGCCAGUUGAAUCAACUAGUCCACCACCUGAGCCUUACAAUCCAAGAGAAACGGAAACCACGUACAAACCAGUUACGGAAGCUGAACGAGCUCCUUCAGUAUCACCUCAUGUCGUUUAUGUUGACGUAGGGAAAGAAACAGCAACGAUUAGAGGUGAGAAAGCUUCAGAUGGUUCCGUCAUCGUAGACACUAAAGAUCUGCCGACAAAUGAGUGGACUAAAAUUAACGGUAAACCAGCUGAUUGUCAAAUAGGGUUUGAAAGCGAUGAAUACGGCGCAUGUUUUGAUAUCGACGAAUGCGCGACGAACCGCCACAUCUGCUCGGGCCUUACUGAAGUUUGCCGUAAUACGAUGGGCGGAUAUCUGUGUGAUUGCGCGGCUGGAUUUCGAAGAGACCUUGUUUCUGGGGCUUGUGCAUUAAUAACAACAUCAUCAUCUUCAACGACCACCACUACUACAACUACACCACCUCCUCCUCCACCACCACCUUCACCAUCAACCGAACGAAGUUUCUUUUGGGGCUACCCAGACUACCGAAAAUUCACCACAAGACCAUUUAGGCCGAGGAAUAUUUGUGAAAUGGGCUUCCAUUAUAACUCAAAAACAUCGCGUUGUGAAGAUAUAAACGAAUGUACAAAUGGACAAGCGAAUUGCGCAGCUGUGGAGAUCUGCGUAAAUACAGACGGUGGAUACCGCUGUGAGUGUCCGCCUAAUUGGAAACUGGAUGAAGUCAGACAUCGGUGUGUUCCUCUUAGAAACAACGGGCAGUUCCCACCUGGAUACGGAAAUGAACCUUCGUACCCUCCAGUUGAUCCCAAUGAAAUAGUCAAUCAUGGUACUAACGGUAAUAAAAACGUGGAUCCGAAGAUCACUCAGCUGGGCGAGAGGGGCUCCGUGAUAAAGUGUCCAUGGGGCUAUAGACUUGGAGAUGACAAUUCUUGUCAAGACAUCGACGAAUGUCUUACUGGUGAGGCGAAAUGUGGUUACAUGCAGUUGUGUACAAACUUACCUGGAGGUUACACGUGUAGCUGUCCCCGCGGGCACAGGCUUGUUGGUGAUCACGAAUGUGAAGAUGUUGAUGAGUGCGCAAUCACCGGUGGCAUUCCAGUUUGUUCACAAAAUGCUGAUUGCAUCAAUACACCGGGCUCUUAUCAGUGCCGUUGUCACACCGGCUUUAGAUCAGCUCCAGUGAAUGAUAAGGUUUGUGUGGAUGUAGACGAGUGCACAGAGAACCGUGCUGGUACCCUAUGCGAGCAGCGAUGUAAUAACGUGUGGGGCGGCUAUCGCUGUUCCUGUCACAGAGGCUAUCGUCUCAACCCUGAUAAUAGUACAUGUUCCGACGUGGAUGAGUGUACAGAAUUCAAAUCGAAGAACCUUUGCAUCGGGAGGUGCCGGAAUGAACCUGGAAGCUAUCGCUGUACCUGUCCGUCAGGUUACAGGCUCUCAGAAGAUAAAAGGAGUUGCAUAGAUAUCGACGAAUGCGAGACGGGAGAGGCGCCGUGCGCUAACAGCGGCGCAUUCGGCGGCACGAGCGACGUGUGCGUGAACACGCGCGGCGGGUACCGCUGCCACCGCGUCACCUGCCCGCCGGGCUACCGGCUGGAGAACAAGCAUCGCUGUACCAAGAUCGAAAGUGUCUGCCAACCGUCGGACUGGGAGUGCGCACACCAGCCCUCCACGUACUCCUAUAACUUUAUCACGUUCGUUUCCAAGUUGUACAUUCCAGCAUCCAAGGUUGACCUGUUCACAAUGCGUGGUCCAGCCUGGCCUUACGCUAAGAUGAGGUUUGAGUUGAGACUGAUCGAGGUCAACGCUCCGCCCACUGUGAAAGAGAAAGCUGAUAUCAACGCGUUUCUGCUGGUGCAAAACGCGAACCAAGGAAUCGUGUCUCUAGUGAGGUCACUUGAAGGUCCACAAAGCAUAGAACUUGAACUAUCCAUGGAGCUAUACAGCAGAGAUCAAUUCGGCGGGAUUGCCGUUGCAAAAUUGUACUUAUACGUAUCGGAAUACGAGUUUUAA
Parnassius apollo (apollo) is the source of this 4470-nucleotide messenger RNA. Lineage: Eukaryota; Metazoa; Arthropoda; Insecta; Lepidoptera; Papilionidae. The record is from the annotation of a GenBank genome assembly.